This is a messenger RNA of Botrytis byssoidea, 1488 nucleotides long. RefSeq lists its product as uncharacterized. Gene Ontology annotation, molecular function: monooxygenase activity; oxidoreductase activity, acting on paired donors, with incorporation or reduction of molecular oxygen; heme binding. Bases 1 to 1488 code for a protein of 495 amino acids. Lineage: Eukaryota; Fungi; Ascomycota; Leotiomycetes; Helotiales; Sclerotiniaceae. The transcript is spliced from 6 exons. The record is from RefSeq and is a predicted model, not a curated record.
AUGCUGUCGACGAUUUUAGUGGCCACUUUGGUCACGACAUUUACUUCAUUAUAUUUACUCGUCAUUCGACCCACAAAGCAACAGGGCCAGAUACCUCGCAUCGGCAAGAAACCAGGACUCUUGGGAAACACAUCCGAUAGCCAUUUCUUCAAACAUAGCUUGGAGCUCAUUGAAGAAGGGUAUUCAAAGUACAAAGAUUCUGUGUAUUCAUUAUGGACGACAGAUAUGGAUCGAGUCAUUGUUUCUCGAAAGUUCAUGAAAGAUUUCAGUGUUCUUCCAAGAAAACAAGUGCGUCUUACUGCAUCGGUUCGACACGCUGGUCCAUAUACUGGCUUCGAUAUUGCGGAGGAAAGUGACCUGCAGUUCCUUGUUUGUGCAGGGCAACUUUCUCAAAAUAUAGGGCGUCUUGCUCAGCCUACAUACGAUGAGAUAUUAUUUAGAAUAAACUCGAAGCUCAAGAAGACCGAGAGCAAAGAUGGCAAUUAUAGCUUUCCGCUGUUCGGUCUCGCCAUUGAACUUAUUACCAGCGCCAGUGCUCGUGCUUUUGUUGGACCGGAGCUAUGUAGAAAUCCAGAAUGGUUGGCUACCGCAACCGGUUACACUAUAGACUCCGGUAAUGUAGCUACCGAUCUCAAGAAGCACUAUAGACUUCUCCAUCCUAUCAUUGCUCCUUUCCUUAAAUCCUAUAAACAGAUCCGCACUCGGUUUUCUGUGGCCCGCAAGCUUCUACUUCCACUCAUACAGGAGCGCAGGUCAACUACUUCGAAAGAGCAUCCGGAUAUGGUACAAUGGCUAAUCGACUCUGCUCGUGGGCCUGAUGCAGAAAUAGACAAACUGGUAACGCGUAUGCUUUUUCUUAACGCAGCUGCGAUACAUACAACGGCAGAGGUCGCGACAAACGCCAUACUAGAUCUCUGUGCUAGACCGGAAGACCUGAAAACUUUGAAGGAAGAAUUGUCAAUGAUAACCGAAGAAGCUGAAGAUUCCGAUAUCACUGUUCGGACGCUAUCUUCUCUUAAGAAGAUGGACAGUUUCAUAAAGGAAUCACAUCGCGUAAAUACUCUUGGUUUAAUGACUUUCAAUCGUCAACUUGCAGUACCUGUAACGCUCUCAAAUGGAGUGACUCUGCCCAAAAACACAUAUAUAUCGAUGACCCAUUACCUUAUCAACAAAGAUCCCGAGCUAUACCCCUCUGCAAAUACGUUUGACCCUUUAAGGUUUUACACACAACGGCAAGAACCAGGUCAAGAGGAGCGAUAUCAAUUCUCUUCUUUGAGCUCAGAGAACCCAUCUUGGGGCGUAGGAAAGUUUGCUUGCCCAGGUCGUUUCUGGGCGAGUGCUCAAAUCAAAUUGUUGCUGAUGGUUCUCUUAAACGAGUUUGAGAUCAGCUAUCCGGAGGGGCAGACGGAACGCCCACAAAAUGUAGUCAAAGGCGAAAAGAAUCAAGUCAGUGUGAGUCAGCGAAUUAUUUUGAGAAGAAAAAAUUGA